ACCUCCCAAGCUCGGAAGAAGAGCCGUGUUUUGUAGGUUACGUCGCUCCGACUCCGCCGCGACGGCACGGCGCAUUAUCGCGAUCGCGCGUGAAUCGGUCGACGCGCGCGCGACUCGGCGCACGACGCCCGGGCCCGGGGGACUUCGGCGAAUCGCGCGGUGGUGUCGCCGAUUCGGAGAUACGUGCGUCCGCCGAAACGAACCGUGAACACGCGGCACGCUCCCCCUGCUUCGCACCGCGCAGCGAAUGCCGCUAGCGACCGGCGGGAGCGUCGAGCGCCGCGAGUCUCGCCUUUAUUCUCGACGGGCGUAAUCGGACGCGCGAGCAGAGCGAUCCUCGCAAAUUAGCGCGGGAAGGAGAGAGAGGCACCACGAUGUCGGCGUCUCCCAUCGCUAGACAGGCUACUCAAAGCCAGAGCAUACCGUCGAAGAGAAUCGUCAUCCACGAUCCUAACCAGCUACCGGCCGACUACUCGUCCACUCCUGGAGGCACUCUGUACUCCACGACACCGGGAGGUACUCGUAUCGUAUAUGAACGUGCAUUUCUGAUGAAUUUGCGGAACUCUCCGAUAUCGCGAACACCGCCACGAAACACACUGACCAUACCAUCGGAAUUGCUGAAAGGCAGUACACCAGCCAUCACCAGGGAUCCUGCUAAAAAUACUGAUAAAGAUGCAGUGAUUGAAGAAUCCGCGGAACAGUUCGAAAUGGACAUGUGAAUUAAACAUUAUAUACAAACCUGCCGUCAUUCAUGACGAUCGCAAUGUGUUCGUCGUUAUAUCCGAGAACAUUGUCGAUCAGUUUUCUGAGAAUCGCGAAAGUACAAAUGCGAUUCGACUCUGUGCCUUUUGCCACUGGCUUUGCUAAGAAUAUUACACGAGUUUUUAAGAGACAAUGUUCUUUAAUGGAGUAAAGACGAAUUCUCAAUUAUGCUUAUUGUGUGCAAAUUUUCGGAGGUUACGAUUCAGCAACGUAACACGUACAUUUAAGGAAUUACGUUUAAGAAAUGUAAAGCCAUGAAUGUGGACGCGCUAACGCGUAAUUAGCGAUCGUCAGUCUUCCUUUGAAAAUUAUGAAUGAUGUGACGCUUUGUAAUUCGUUCCUUAAGUGACUUCUGUAUCUGUGAAUAAAUGAUACAUUUUUUACUUA
Ooceraea biroi (clonal raider ant) is the source of this 1149-nucleotide messenger RNA. It is a transcript of the gene Thor, whose product is annotated as eukaryotic translation initiation factor 4E binding protein thor. Gene Ontology annotation, biological process: negative regulation of translational initiation. Lineage: Eukaryota; Metazoa; Arthropoda; Insecta; Hymenoptera; Formicidae. Gene Ontology annotation, molecular function: eukaryotic initiation factor 4E binding. Gene Ontology annotation, cellular component: cytoplasm. The record is from RefSeq and is a predicted model, not a curated record.